CAAAAUUCCUGGUUCUUCCAAGCAUUCCACGGCUGAGCCGUGGGUGCAACGCAAACCAAAGCGACUUCCCCAGCAUCUUCAUCCUAGAUCUGUCAUUGAAACGAAUGGAUCCUCUCUCUGCGUUAGCGAUAGUUGGGUUUGUUGUUGCUUCGAUACCAACAGCAAUAAGCCUGAAUCUACUCGUGGCUAAGAUCUUGACAAGGGGAUCGAAAGGCCUUUGCGUCGUCUCUGAGGAUGAGCAUGCGCAAGUCGAUAUUGUCUUUGUUCAUGGCUUGGGAGGUGAUCCGCACGAGACCUGGUGUACUCGGGACACGACGAAGAAGGUUAACUGGAUGACUGAUCUCCUGCCCGAGGAUAUACGAUCAACAACCCCUUCUCGGAUUCUUACCUUCGGUUAUUCGCAACGUCUUUUCUCGAUUCCAAGCUAUGGAUUUCUAGGAAAGAGAACCAGGCCGUCGAUUUUAGAUAAUAAGGUUAUCAAGUAUCUUCCACAGGCACUAUAUCUUCACUCGAAAGGACUCAUGGAAGAAUUGACUAUACUGCGGGGAGAAUACGCUCGUGAUAGACCGAUAAUCUUUGUAGCCCACAAUCUAGGAGGAUUGAUCGUGAAAAGUACUCUCGUCCAAGCCAGCGCCGAUGUAGGUGAAUAUAGUCGACAUAAAGCGAUCCAGUUGUCCACUACUGGAGUACUAUUCUUUGGCACCCCACAGAGAGAGACAUCAAGAAAAUCUUGGAGUAAGCUAUUGACUAGAAUCUUCACUGUCUCCCUAGAGCUCCCGGCAAUAUCUCUUGGAGAAUCAAUCACAGCGCAAGCUGAGCUUUUUGAUCUGCAAGUCCAACGAUACAAAAGCAUCGAGAUGAAUUUUCAAAAUUAUGCUUUUUACGAGAAGUACAUGACACAAAAGGAGCCCUCGGUUAAAUUAUACGUUGUUCCCGAAGAAUCUGUGCUGCCAACGAAUGCUCGCCCAUGGUGGCAUAAGAUUCGGCUUGAUAGAAACCACCAAAAUAUGGUGAAAUUCGAAAGAGAUGAUGAGGACUAUCAGAUAGUCUUGGGGUGUAUAAAAACAAAUUAGGCAUAGCUCACAACGAUACUUUCAUGGGACAGCAACAACUGGAAAUGACGCCAGCUCGGAUCGAUGAUCCAAAGGUAUUGAAUUCAAUCAUCAGAAUAAAGUCAUGGGGAAAGGAACACCGACGCAAAGAAGCCGAGGAGUCAUUAAAAGAAGAGCUUUCUCGCAGCGAGAAAGACAACGGGCUUUCAUCCGGAUC
Molecule: messenger RNA, 1269 nt
Organism: Mollisia scopiformis
Lineage: Eukaryota; Fungi; Ascomycota; Leotiomycetes; Helotiales; Mollisiaceae
Exons: 5
Coding region: 105-1073 (322 amino acids)
Source: RefSeq, a predicted model, not a curated record